Messenger RNA from Centruroides sculpturatus (bark scorpion), 1159 nucleotides. RefSeq lists its product as uncharacterized. The annotation marks the transcript as partial. The transcript is spliced from 3 exons. The record is from RefSeq and is a predicted model, not a curated record. Lineage: Eukaryota; Metazoa; Arthropoda; Arachnida; Scorpiones; Buthidae.
ACUGUUUCUAAUAUUUUACAUUUAUUUAAUCAGGGUUUAAAGCCGUAUUCGCCAUAUCAGGCUACAGGGUACAGACUUCUGUUCUUUUUAAGCAAAGGUCACUAUGCAGAAAGUGAUAUAUAUUGGGCUCAUGCACCUUUGAGCAAAGAAGAAAGAUGUGAUAUUGCUUUAGUAACAGAUAAGCAUGUGUUUUUACUUGAAAAGUGUCGAUUUUGGGGAGGUUGGGACAUAGAAUGGGUUGUACGAAUAGAUGACAUUAUGUCAGUUCCAAUUUUAUCAGGGAAAAAACUUGUCAUAAAAAUAAGACAGGACGAUUCUUUUGCAGUCUUUACAGGAAAUGAAAGAUACAUACAAAGUUGUGAUAUUAAAGUUCUCGAAUGGUUAAAGAUGAAAAUUGAAAAAGUACUUUUGGUUAACAUGGAAGAUAAGCCAUGUGCUACAGAUGUAUAGUAAAUAUUGCCUAACUGUAUAUUUUGCUCAUCUAUUGUCUUCAUUGAUUGAUUCCUAAUCAUAAUUCAAAAGAAACAUUAAAAAGAAAGAUUUUUUUAUUAGAAAUUAAGACUUGAUAUAACAUAUAUUUUAAGAUAAAGAUGGAAUUGCAAUCACCUUUAUCUUGAAAACAGAAUUUUUUGUGUACAUAAAAAUAGAAGCUAUAAACAAUAUCUAAUGUCAUGAUUAUAGAACAUUAUAUAGAAAAUAUAUUUUAUCUAGUAUAAUAUUGUAAUACGGGACAUCUCUUAAAAUUGAUUUUCAGUUUCUGAUAAAAUUUAAAUUUUCCAUUAUGUUGUGUUAUUUGUCAUAUUAAAACAACUUCUACAAUUUGGAUUUGGAUUGUACUCGUUAAAAUAGUAUAGAAUUGUGUUUAAAUGUACAUACACUUCUUAAUAAUUAUCAAAACUUACAUCAAUACUAUGCAUAAAGUUAGAUGCUUUGUUUAUGUAUAAAGUAAUUUACAUUAAUAUUAUAAUAAAUAUUUUAAAUUUAUAUCUGUAUAAAUUUCAUUAAAUAGCUAUUGUUUAAAAUCAUUUCACAUAUAAACAAUAUUUAGAAAAACUUAUUUUAUAAAUUUCGCAAUCAAGACAACAAAUCUUGAUUGUAAAAAUAGCAUUUAAAUAUUUAUUCAUUUUUAAUAUUUAAAUGUAAAAUUAUCUUCCUUAUU